GAUGGAACAGCAAAGAAUUUCAUCAAGAUCGUCUUUCGAAUUGUCGAGAUUUCGCGUUUGUGUUGAGAAUUAAUCUAUUUUAAUGAGAUAUCGUUGGAAAGUAGCCAAGUGAGGAAAAGGAUGGCUCUACUGUCGAACCACCACGAAUAUCCAGUUUCUACUGAGAUCGUAACAACUACGUACCCGACGACGACCAGGACUUACGACACUUUGUAUCCGUCGCCGUACAAUUCCCCGAAUUACGACUCUAUCAAGGUCGCGUAUAGUGAGAAUUACGCGCACAAAGGUGAGAUCACCCCGCAAAAAGGAGCAGAGACGGUCAGUUAUGGGAAAGAGGUAGUUGCGAAAUAUUCCAGAACGCCGGAUUCGUACGAAAGAAGCUCGUUUAGCGUUCUGACACCUGUAACGCCUCAAAGGUACGAGCCGCAGCACGCGAUAAAUCACACCGCCUCUCCGGGAACGAUGCUGCACGAGGACAGUUCCGUGGAGUAUCAUCCGCCAGCCUAUUGCUACGAAACUCCGCCUCAAGAACAAAAAUUUCAGAGCCUCGAGGCCGGCAAGCCGAUGCAGAUGAUGGUCGAGCAAAGAAGCAAUUGUUGGGAACCUGUUACAUCGGCGCAGAAACAAGUGUCGCCUACCAGCAGCCCUCGCAGAGGAAGACGACGCUCCAGGGACAUUCCGCCAUCGCCAAGCGUGUUGAAGCGCCGGCGUUUGGCCGCGAAUGCGCGCGAAAGACGUCGAAUGAACGGUUUGAACGAUGCUUUUGAUAAAUUACGCGAAGUUGUACCGAGCCUUGGGGCGGAUCACAAGCUCAGUAAAUUCGAGACGUUGCAAAUGGCGCAGACCUACAUCGCCGCGCUCUGUGACCUCCUUCAGAGACACGAUGGCAAGUGGCAGUGAAAAAGGAACAACUGCGAAAGGCCAACGUUCCAGUAUCUACGUUCUACGUAUGUAAACUAUCGCUUACAAGUAUUUAGAAAUGUAUUUAGAAAAAUAUUUUCGAGCCUGGCGAUUCCAAUGUUGCGUUAACUUGGUGUUAACUAAUUGGCAAGGAAAUUGCAAAUAAAACUGUAAUCGUAUCGAGUAAUAAUCGUUAUAACUUUGUAAAAUGUACAAGUAAUCUUUCUGACAAUGUGUUUAGAUUUUUAAGUCUGCAGGGCAAUAUUUAUUCCAUUGAUAUGUGUUGUGUGUAUUGCGUUCUUAAUUAAUUUGCAUGUAAUUCGUACUUUUUAUUCGUGGAUCGUACACGACUACGA
Bombus impatiens (common eastern bumble bee) is the source of this 1256-nucleotide messenger RNA. RefSeq names its product heart- and neural crest derivatives-expressed protein 1-like. Gene Ontology annotation, molecular function: protein dimerization activity. The coding region runs from base 121 to 900 and encodes 259 amino acids. The record is from RefSeq and is a predicted model, not a curated record. NCBI's taxonomy places the organism in Eukaryota, Metazoa, Arthropoda, Insecta, Hymenoptera, Apidae. The transcript has 3 exons.